Benincasa hispida (wax gourd) is the source of this 608-nucleotide messenger RNA. RefSeq names its product protein RESPONSE TO LOW SULFUR 2-like. The record is from RefSeq and is a predicted model, not a curated record. NCBI's taxonomy places the organism in Eukaryota, Viridiplantae, Streptophyta, Magnoliopsida, Cucurbitales, Cucurbitaceae. Gene Ontology annotation, biological process: cellular oxidant detoxification.
AAGGAGAGGGCAUUCAGAAUCAGAAGUUCGAGAAAAUGGGAGUCCUGAAAUCGGGUGGCGCUGACUCAAUGAGCCUGAGGAGGAGGAACGAGGAGCUGGAGAAGGAACUGGAGGCGAGCCAGGAAAGAGAGCAGGUCAUGAGGGAGGAGCUGAAAAGGGCUUGGGAAAGGUUGAAGGUGGCGGAGGAGGCGGAGGAGAGGCUUUCGUCGCAGCUCGGGGAGCUCGAGGCAGAGGCUCUGACGCAGGCACGUGAUUACCACCAACAAAUCACAUCGUUGAUGAACCAGCUCUCCCACGCUCAUAAACUGCUGCAAGCUGCCUCCACCUCCCAUUCCAUCGCCUCCUGUACUUAGAAAACAAACAAAAACCUUUUGUAUCUCUGAGUCUCUCUCGAUGUGUAUCGGAGUCCCUUUUUUUUCCCCUUCAAUACUCCAUCGAGAAAAGUAAUGUAAUUUCAUCUCUAUUUUACUACCAUUUUGUAUCCUCUUUUCCCCUGCUUGCUUGCUAAACAAUUUCUCGACCUUUUGAUUAUGGGGAACAAAUCCAAUGGUAUGGUGUAUUAAAUUUGACCUUUCUGUUUCGGCAAUUUGAAUUCUGAACUUACACAA